This is a messenger RNA of Pipra filicauda (Wire-tailed manakin), 2464 nucleotides long. It is a transcript of the gene NKIRAS1, whose product is annotated as NFKB inhibitor interacting Ras like 1. Lineage: Eukaryota; Metazoa; Chordata; Aves; Passeriformes; Pipridae. The record is from RefSeq and is a predicted model, not a curated record. The coding region runs from base 62 to 922 and encodes 286 amino acids. Gene Ontology annotation, molecular function: GTPase activity; GTP binding. The transcript is spliced from 5 exons. Gene Ontology annotation, biological process: canonical NF-kappaB signal transduction.
CCUGAAAAGAAGCCUUAAAAAAAAAAAUCUCUAAAAUAAUAAUUAAAGAACUCAUACGAGUAUGAGGAACGGCUGGGGUUUGUUUAGUCUCGAGAAGAGGAGGCUCAGCGGGGGCCUUAUUGCUCUCUACAACUACCUGAAAGGAGAUUGUAGUGAGGUGGGGUUCAGUUUCUUCUACCGUGCCUGCAGUGAGAGGACCAGAGGAAAUGUCCUUAAGUGUAUGCUUUGCAGAGCACCCUGGCUUGUGCAGUGUUACCUGGUUAAACUGGAAGUGAAGCAGGACAACGCCAGUUCCUCCUGGUCCAAAAAAAAGGGCUCGCCCGCCGACUCUGCUCCCUCGGGAAAGAUGGGAAAGGGCUACAAAGUGGUGGUUUGUGGAAUGGCCUCAGUGGGAAAGACUGCGAUUUUGGAGCAGCUUCUCUAUGGAAAGCAUACUGUUGGCUUAGAAGAGGGUGCCACAAUGGAAGACGUGUAUUUGGCAUCGGUGGAGACAGACCGAGGCGUGAAGGAACAGUUACGGCUUUAUGACACCAGAGGUCUGCAGGAGGGCGUAGAAUUGCCAAAACACUAUUUCUCUGUUGCUGAUGGCUUUGUUCUGGUGUAUGCUGUGACCAGCCUUGAAGCCUUCCAAAGAGUUGAACUGCUCAAAAAGGAGAUCGAUGUCUUUAGGGACAAAAAGGAGGUAACAGUUAUUGUCUUGGGAAACAAAACUGACCUCCUGGACCAAAGGCAAGUGGAAACAGAAGCAGCACAGCAAUGGGCAAGGGCUGAGAAAGUGAGACUGUGGGAAGUGACUGUGACAGAUCGGAAAACACUGCUUGAACCCUUCACCUUCUUAGCUAGCAAACUGUCCCAGUCCCAGAACAAAUCAACAUUUCCCUUGCCUGGAAGGAAGAGCAAAGGGAAUAACUGUGAUAACUAGGCUAGCCUAGCAUUGUCUCCUGCUGCCAGGUCACAGUCUAAGUCCUUUUUGUGCCAUUUGCUUCUUGCAGUUUCACUUAAAGCAAUAAUCUCAUUCAGCAAUAAAAUCAGCAAGAUUAUAGCUAAGAGGUAUCCUUUCUUCUCACAGACUUGGCUUGAAAAAGUCGCUGGUGGUAAAAACCUAAAAAAGCUUUUCAUGAGAGCAGUUAUUUUGCAACAAGGGUUAUGAAGACAGAAGGGAUAGAUGGACACCUCUCUAUCAGGGGCUUUUACUAUGCCUGGAUGCAGCCAUGUUGAGGGACAAAUCAACAAGCUUACCGUUAAGCAAUGGCCUUGCAGAUCUGUAGCCUCUAGUCACAAAUAGUAUUAGCUGCAAUAAAGCAAUUUGGAGAGACAGUAUGUUUGAAAUGGCAGUAGUUCUUUUACCUUGACCUUAAAUAGGGCCACAAAGCAUACUGAUGCUGCAGAAGGCUGAGGCCAGUGUCUUGUUGCAGGAGAAGGGUAUGGGGAAGGAGAAAUGAUUACCAGAUUUAGCCACUGAUAUUAUGCCAGUGUCUGGAAGGAAAAAAAAAAAACAAAACAAAAUCAUACAAAAACACCCCUCACAUCAUCUGGGAAAUACUAGACCAGAUCUACCCUGACAUGAAGCUCGUCAACAAAGUCUGGCAAUCAGUGCUUCCAGCUCAAGAACUCAUUUGUACAAACCAGAAAAGCUCUCAGAGCACUCCUUAAUUUAACUGUGACCUGACGGACAAGAUAGCUGUAUGUGGGUUUGUUCCAGCAUGUCCAGUACAAAUCAGUCACAGUCACAUAGGUGAUAAUUGUACUGAGAAAUUAUACAGAGCAAUUUUGUAUGCAGGAGGUACUGCCUGGGCUCUGCUUAGUGCAUUGCAUAACACUCCCACCCGGCUGCUCAGCCAAGCUGCAGCAAUCCACCCCCCUGUACGAAGCUACAGGCCAGAUAAUAACUGGUACAAAGUGCUGUACUGCUGUGUGAGAGCGGGCUAUAGGGAGUGUAGGGGGCUGCCUUUUGGGACUAUCCUCAUGGAAAACACCCAGAAAUACCUGUACCAAAUGGGUUUGGACUUAUCAUGCUGCACAUUGUCCAGCAGCAGGAGCACAACUGGAUGUGCUGUGUUGACUCAGUGCUGGUAAAGGUAAACCUGUGCUGCAGGAAUCUGCUGUCCUAGGUCAGCCUGUCAGUAAAGUUAACAAAAGGGGAUAUAGAGGGACAGAAUGAGCAACUGUUCCCAGAGACAGUGGCCAGUUUUUGGCAUCUUAACAACCUCCUGUACUAAAAGAUGCUACCUUUUCUUUAUAUUUGAAGACAAGAGCAGGGAGAGGGAGUGAACAUAAAUACCCAGUUCCUGCAUUUUUCACUGCUGUUUUGAACAAAUACUGAGAAUUCCACUGUGAAUCAGCAAAACCACAAGCAAUAUUUGCAGUGUCAUAUCAUAACUGCUAAAUAGUGUGCUUAAUGAUCACAAUUAAGCUUAUAGUAUUGCUCUUCCUGAAUACUGGUUAAUAAAGUCUGUCAGCAUUA